AUGUCUUCAAGAGCAACUAACAACUCCAUUUCAAAAAAAUUCAUAGCCGAAAGCAAUCACACACCUCAAUCACCAUCUGAUGACAUUGGAGAAAACCUUGGCAGCGCUCAACAAAAAUCAAACGUAACAAAAGCACAAGUGAAGAACACUCUGAUGGAGGCCAUCGAAAUUUCGUCUAGUCUCAAUGAGGGUGUCAAGAUGGUAGAAAAUAAGGAGGAAUUAAAAUCUAAAGUAGAGGAUGUGCCAGGUGAAACCAUCUUUAACAAGGAGAAUAAAGGUAAAAAAUAUGAUGCGCUCAACUCACAAAUCAUGAAGAUGCAAGAAGUUGUCACUAACUUGCAAAACAUGGCCUCUGUCAAUCAAUCUAUGAUGCCAAUGAUGCCUUACUUUCAUCCCAUGCCGUCACAAUUUUAUAAUCAUUUGGGAGGAUUUAACCCAAGCUCACCUCCUUAUCCAUCGCUUUCAAUGCCAAUGACCAUGUCUCCAUAUGCAAGUCCCUUUGAAAACCUUUCUUUUGAGCAAGCCAUGACAGACACGAUAAUAAACAAGUUGGCCACUCCCCCGGUUGAAAAACCUUCUUUUGAGACAAAAAAAUCUUUUCUCGGUGUGAAGAAGACUAAUCCUAAAAUUUCUAGAGCCCAGUCAUCCAAAAAAAUACAUGGUAAACAAUUAUGUGUAGCAGAUACUCCAUCAACUGAUGUUGUCAAAUCAUUGCUGAGUAACGCAUCUCCUACUGGUUAUCAUAUAAAUCAGAGGAUGCCAGGGUUUACAAAACUCCAACCGAGAAAUCUUGGGGUUGAAGCUCCAUUUUGGCUACCAGUAUUGUUUGCACCGCCAACUACCAUGAAAUUAGAUGACACUGAAAUCAUGGUUGCAACCUACAUAUUUGGAACAAAUAAAGAUAAUGAGUUUGGGAGACAAGAGAUAUUAGCAAAAGGAUGCAAAUUUGAUGCAACCAGAGAUUCUUUUUUUAACUUAAUUCCAAAGGGUUGGAUUGACCAAACUAUACUGGACGUAUAUGCUCAUAUGCUAAAUGAUGAGGAGAAGACUACUUCCGGAGUUUUAAGACAUUGGUAUAUGCCCACAGUCUUUUCGCAAAUGGCAUUGUCGGGAACUAUCCCAAGUAGUCAACUUCGAGAGGAUUAUAAAGAGGCAUUUAUGGGCAAAGUGGAAGUCCUUAGAAAGAUUUAUGUGCCUGUUAAUGAAGAUAAUCUUCAUUGGUAUCUUGUUAUCUUCGACAUGAAUCAGUGUCAAGUAAUUUUGUUGGAUUCCAACCCAGACCCUAAGAAGAAAGCAAGUAAAAUAUUCAGCAUUAAGCAAUUGGCUUUGUACCUUGAAGGGAUGCUUCAACAUGAAUCUUUCUAUGACUUUGAGAGUACAAUUAGGCCUAAGGUGUCUGAGUUUCCCAUUUUGGAAGCUCUCGGAAUAGGAAGACAAAGAAAUGACUCGUAA
Molecule: messenger RNA, 1452 nt
Organism: Arachis duranensis
Lineage: Eukaryota; Viridiplantae; Streptophyta; Magnoliopsida; Fabales; Fabaceae
Exons: 9
Coding region: 1-1452 (483 amino acids)
Biological process (GO): proteolysis
Molecular function (GO): cysteine-type peptidase activity
Source: RefSeq, a predicted model, not a curated record